Purpureocillium lilacinum is the source of this 2130-nucleotide messenger RNA. RefSeq lists its product as uncharacterized. Gene Ontology annotation, molecular function: protein binding; GTPase activator activity. The record is from RefSeq and is a predicted model, not a curated record. Gene Ontology annotation, cellular component: cytoplasm. Lineage: Eukaryota; Fungi; Ascomycota; Sordariomycetes; Hypocreales; Ophiocordycipitaceae.
AUGUCCUCAGCGUUGAGCAAGCGCCAGCAGGCGCGCAACGAAAAGCAGCUCCAGGAGCUGGUACACAGCGUUCGCGGGAAUAACCAAUGCGCCGACUGCCACGCCCCCAACCCAGCAUGGGCAUCAUGGAGUCUCGGCGUCUUUCUUUGCAUGCGGUGCGCCUCCAUCCACCGAAAGCUUGGCACGCACAUCUCCAAAGUCAAGUCGUUGAGUAUGGACAGCUGGUCCAACGAGCAGGUCGAUAACAUGCGCAAAGUGGGCAACACCGUGUCGAACCAAAUCUAUAAUCCCGAUAAUAAGAGGCCACCCGUGCCUGUCGAUGCCGACGAAGCCGACUCGGCCAUGGAACGAUUUAUACGUCAAAAGUACAUGCACAACGUCGCCAGCCAGUCGGCCAAGCCACGAAGCCAGCGCUCCGACGAAGGCACACCCCCACCGCUGCCGCCCAAGAACUCGACCAAGUUCGGGUUCAGGUCGGCAACAUCCAUAUUUCCGCUGUCGUCGCGGGCCAAGAAGGAAGCAAAGGUGGCAGCUCUAGCCGAGGCGACGCACAAUGCCUCGUACGACCCGCCAGUGGCCAACAAGCCAUCCAAGGUCUUUGGUGCGACUCUAGACUACGAUGGCCCCGACGACUCUGAUAAGAAGCUCGCCAAGCUUCAAGACAUGGGAUUUCAGGACAGCCAGCGAAACGCAAUUAUCCUGAAAGGUGUAAACGGCAACUUGGACCGGGCUGUCGAGGCUCUUGUACGGUUGGGUGAGGGUAGUAGGACAUCGCCAGCGCCACCUAUGGUGCCUCCGCGAGAGAACAGUCUGCGGGCAUCGAGGUCUCUGACGCCGUUGACGUCCAAGAACAGCGGACUCGGCGCGGGCCUCACAGUUCCACAGCCGUCCACUCAUGACCGACCAACAACGGCCUCAACGACCUCAACCUCGACCAACCCGUUCGACAUGCUGACGCCUGCUCAGCCCCAGACGGCACAGUCGACGGGAACCCUGCACAACAAGAACCCGUACGGAAACGCGCCGCUGGCAGCGAACAACCCCUUCGGCCAACCCUCACAGCCGCUGGAUGCUGUCAGCCAAGCUUUCCAGGGCCUGUCGGUGACCCAGCAGCCGCAGAGCCUGUUCCCUCACCGCACGGGGGACGUGGGACGACAGGCGCCUCAGCAACCCCCGGCGUUCCAGCAAUACAUGUCGCCGUCGGCGCCGUCGAGCCCCUCAAACUAUCAACAGAUGAACUUCCAAAGCAGCAUGACGUACCCGCAACCGAUGUCGCACCCGCAGCAGACCUUGCAAACGAAUCAAACGGGUUACAAUCCCUUCUUCUCCCAGCCGUCGAGUCCGACAUCAGCAAUGUCUCAGCAGAGCGUGUCAGGCGGGACGGGCCAGAUGCAAGGCGGCCUUGCGAGCAACCCGUUUGCGCGGUCUCCAACUCGGAUAGCGUCACCCACUCUGGGGCAGAUUCCGGAACAAACGCAGACGACGUUUCUCACCGCCUCACCACAGCCGCUGCCCACGAACACAAACCCAUUCUUCACCAACGCGGUGCAGACCCCGCCGCAGCAGGGGGGUGCCAACCCGUUCGGCCAGCAGCAGGGUUACGGACAGCAGACGAACGGACAACAAACAUACGGACAGCAGACAUACGGCCAGCAGGCAUUCGGCCAACAGGCAUACGGACAGCAGGCGUAUGGUCAGCCAUCGUACGUUCAGCCAUCGUUUGGGCAGCAACAGCAGCCACAGAUGCAGUACCAGCCACAACGACAGAACAAGGCGUCCAUCAUGGCAUUGUAUGGACAGUCGUAUCAGAUGCCCCAGAGGGCUGCGACAUCGGAUGCAAACCGGCCGGCGCACCCCGCCACGAUACCGGAAGACCAGGCCGUGUACACGCAGACGGCCGCUCCGCCAUUGCCGUUGCCUACAGCGGUGCCGUCGCGGAGUGCGUCGCUCCCGGUGGGUGGAGGCACAAACCCUUUUAUGAGCAACGGUGCCACUUCAGCGGCACCAGAUCCCUUUGCGUCGAGUCGGCAUAUUAGUAGGGAGAGCAUGAACCUGGGCAUGGACAUGGCAUGGACCAACGGCCGGCAUAGCCCCGAUGCAUUUGCAAGCCUGAGCGCACGACAUGUAUGA